AUGUCUAGCAAUGAAAAGUCCGGAAAGACGAAAACUGUACACUUUAUUCGUCAUGGUGAAUCAACUUGGAAUGUUUGCCGACGUCAGCUCAAACUGAGUGAAUUACCACAACAAGAUCGGCCAGUUCUUGUUGAUGCACCUCUUUCGUUCAAAGGAAUGCAACAAGCAACAACGCUGAAAGAAAAGAUUAAAAAUCUCAAACCAGAAAUCGCGGUGAGCUCUCCUUUCACUAGGACGUUGCAGACAUGCCUAACUUCCUAUGGUUCUGAGAACGUAAUUGUCACAGCGCUCUGCCGCGAGUUUAUGGCGGCCACUUGUGAUAACAUCGGGUUACCGGCAAGCUGCCUGAAGGUCAUCUAUCCGUGCUUUGAUUUCUCAUCUCUGGAGGAGACAUGGUGGUAUAUUCAAGAUAAUAUCAAGUCCCAACCCCAAGCUGUGAAUCUCCUCACACAAGGCAAACUGGUGGUUGAAGAUCAAGACCAGUUUGCAGCUAGAGCAAAGGAAUUUUAUAAGUUUCUUUGUGAACGACCAGAAAAAAGCAUAGCAGUGUAUUCUCACAACGAUUUCUUGAUGUUCUUUCUUUCUGAAUAUUUUGGUUUGACUACUGCUCACAUAUCAAAUGGUGAAGUAUACUCUCAAGAAAUGCCAUGCACAGCCUAG
This is a messenger RNA of Dendronephthya gigantea, 660 nucleotides long. RefSeq lists its product as uncharacterized. Lineage: Eukaryota; Metazoa; Cnidaria; Anthozoa; Malacalcyonacea; Nephtheidae. The record is from RefSeq and is a predicted model, not a curated record. Bases 1 to 660 code for a protein of 219 amino acids. The transcript has a single exon. Gene Ontology annotation, molecular function: phosphatase activity. Gene Ontology annotation, cellular component: cytoplasm.